Oncorhynchus nerka (sockeye salmon) is the source of this 5838-nucleotide messenger RNA. It is a transcript of the gene fgfr1a, whose product is annotated as fibroblast growth factor receptor 1a. The coding region runs from base 794 to 3277 and encodes 827 amino acids. Gene Ontology annotation, cellular component: plasma membrane; signaling receptor complex. Lineage: Eukaryota; Metazoa; Chordata; Actinopteri; Salmoniformes; Salmonidae. Gene Ontology annotation, biological process: fibroblast growth factor receptor signaling pathway; positive regulation of cell differentiation; positive regulation of kinase activity. Gene Ontology annotation, molecular function: fibroblast growth factor receptor activity; ATP binding; fibroblast growth factor binding. The transcript has 18 exons. The record is from RefSeq and is a predicted model, not a curated record.
GGAGCCAGGUUUCUUCAAUCCGAGUGAUGCGAAAAGGCAUUUGCUAUGCGAUGCUAGGGGGAAGGCUUCCACGAGUCCGGAAUCUCGUUGUCUAUGCAGUCAUUUGACCCGGGGUGGUGAGGAGAAGCCUGAGUCGAGAGAAGUUAGAUAGGCAUGAGCGCACAAUUAUUUUUAUUUUUUAUACAUUUACCCUCUGGUCUAUCGGACAGUUAAAUCAUAGUAAAGGAAUAUUUGAGCCGGUUUGCUUUUUCUUCGUGAGUAAAUGGAUUUAUGAUAAAAGACGAACGGAUCUUCUAUCGAUUCUAAAAUCUAUUAGAACUGGAUUAGGCGAAAUUUGUGACAAAAGUACAACUAGACUCAAUCAUAUUUUAUUGUAGCCGAUGUAGGCCUAUGCUAAAUGUUUUCCUCUUUCUACGUAGCUACUGACAUUUUGAGUUCUAUGAUCUGGGAUUGGGGCACGCUUUUCUCAGGAGCGAUUUUUCUCUUGAUUGCCUUGCGGAUUUUAUUUUAUUUUAGGCAAGUAGGAUAAACGUGGGUAAAGGCAAACCUCUUUUAAAAGUUUCCUCUUGAUACUGGAGCGUCUUUACGGGCUAAAGUUAACGACGUUGGAUAUUCAAGCUUUUGUAAAGUUUUAACAUCAAAUCUCGCACUCUGAGUACGACAUUUUUCUACGCUGGCUGUUUCGUCGACCCUCAAGAAGGUUGGCACAGUGACUGGCUCAGUGCUGAUUCCCCAGCGGUCCCGAUGGCAUUCCAUUCACAGAGCAAUCAACAGCUGUAGCGGCCCUCACAGGAUGUUGGCGGUGCGGAGUACGCUGGUGGUUCUGGCCUUGCUUGCCCACAUUUUACCAUCCCAGGCCCGGCCUGCCAUCCCUGAUGAAGUCAUCCCUGUGCCACCUGUGGAAAUCCAAGCAGAGCGCUACACCCUUUACCCUGGGGACCGACUGGAGCUGAGCUGUAAAACCGAGUCAGUCAAUUGGACCAAGGACCACGCAGUGGUGGUGGAUGGGGAGCACACACGCUUACGAGACGGCCAGCUGGAGAUCGAGGGAGUGGAGCCGGCUGACUCUGGCCUGUACACCUGCGUCACCUUUGGCAACCACAGCUCUUACUUCUCUGUCAAUGUCACAGUUGAUAUCCUGGCAUCCUCUGAAGAUGAAGACGAGGAGGAUGAGUCUUCCUCAGAGGAGGCAAAGAUGUCUAGCAGUCAAAAGCUUUUACCAAUGGCCCCUCAGUGGGCUCAGCCCGAGAAGAUGGAGAAAAAGCUGCAUGCUGUCCCAGCCAGUAAGACGGUCAAGUUCCGCUGCCAGGCCAGUGGAAACCCCACCCCAACACUCAAGUGGUUCAAGAACAGCAAGGAAUUCAAGAGGGAUCAGCGCAUCGGGGGCUUCAAGGUUCGAGAACACAUGUGGACCAUCAUCAUGGAGUCAGUGGUGCCAUCUGACAAGGGGAACUACACCUGUGUAGUUGAAAACAAACAUGGAAGCAUCAACCACACUUACCAGCUGGAUGUUGUUGAGCGUUCCCCACACAGACCCAUCCUGCAGGCCGGACUGCCAGCCAAUCUCACUGCGGUGGUGGGCAGUGAUGUGGCGUUUGAGUGUAAGGUGUUCAGUGACCCCCAGCCUCACAUCCAGUGGCUGAAGCACAUCGAGGUCAAUGGGAGUCGCGUUGGUCCUGAUGGCUUACCCUACGUCCGCGUCCUCAAGCACUCUGGGGUCAAUAGCUCGGACACUCAGGUGUUGACCCUCUACAAUGUCACUGAGGAGGAGAGCGGGGAGUAUAUAUGUAAAGUGUCCAAUUAUAUAGGAGAGGCCAAUCAGUCGGCCUGGCUGACCAUCGUCAGGCAUGAGGCCCAAGCAGUCCCCCGCUCCCCACCACCCAACCAAACCUACCUGGAAGUGCUGAUCUACUGCGUGGGCUUCUUCCUCAUUGCUGUCAUGGUGGCUGUGGCCAUCAUCAUCAAGAUGCGCACCUCGUCCAAGAAAAGUGACUUCAACAGUCAGCUGGCUGUCCACAAGCUGGCUAAAAGCAUCCCCCUGCGCAGACAGGUAACAGUGUCAGUGGACUCUAGCUCCUCCCUCCACUCCGGGGUGAUGUUGGUGCGCCCCUCCCGUCUCUCGUCCAGCGGCUCUCCUAUGCUGUCUGGGGUGUCUGAGUACGAGCUGCCCCAGGACCCACGCUGGGAGCUGCCCAGAGACAGACUGGUGCUUGGGAAGCCCCUGGGAGAAGGCUGCUUUGGCCAGGUGGUGAUGGGAGAGGCUUUAGGGAUGGACAAAGAGAAGCCAAACAGGGUCACCAAAGUGGCCGUCAAGAUGCUCAAAUCUGAUGCUACAGAGAAAGAUCUGUCAGAUCUGAUCUCCGAGAUGGAGAUGAUGAAGAUCAUUGGGAAGCACAAGAACAUCAUUAAUUUGCUGGGAGCCUGUACCCAGGAUGGCCCUCUCUAUGUUAUUGUGGAGUAUGCCUCCAAGGGAAACCUCCGGGAGUACCUGAGAGCUCGGCGGCCACCAGGCAUGGAGUACUGCUACAACCCUGACCAGGUGCCCAUAGAGAACAUGUCUAUCAAAGACUUGGUGUCCUGUGCCUACCAGGUGGCCCGCGGCAUGGAGUACCUGUCCUCUAAGAAGGUAACAUCAGGAUCCGACUCUACCUACAUCAGCACAUGUAUCCACCGAGACCUUGCUGCCCGCAACGUGCUGGUGACAGAGGACAACGUGAUGAAGAUCGCAGAUUUUGGCCUGGCCAGAGAUAUCCACCAUAUUGAUUACUAUAAGAAGACCACCAAUGGUCGUUUACCAGUCAAGUGGAUGGCCCCAGAAGCUCUAUUUGACAGGAUAUACACGCACCAAAGUGAUGUAUGGUCUUUCGGGGUGCUGCUGUGGGAGAUCUUCACCCUGGGGGGCUCGCCGUACCCGGGGGUCCCUGUAGAAGAGCUGUUCAAGCUGCUGAAGGAGGGCCACCGCAUGGACAAGCCCUCCACCUGCACUCACGAACUAUACAUGAUGAUGAGGGACUGCUGGCAUGCCGUUCCCUCUCACCGGCCCACGUUCAAACAGCUGGUGGAAGACCUGGACCGCACCCUGGCCAUGACGUCCAACCAGGAGUACUUGGAGCUGUCUGUGCCUCUGGACCAGUAUUCCCCCAGCUACCCUGACACUCGCAGCUCCACCUGUUCCUCUGGCGAGGACUCUGUCUUCUCCCACGAUGCUGGGGCUGAGGAGCCCUGCCUGCCAAAGUUCCCUCCCCAUUCCAACGGGGUGGCCCUCAAGAAGCGCUGAUACCUCACUCCCCUCAAACACCCUGACAUUCCUCUUACUGUCGUUCCUUCUCUGCACCACUGGCCUGGUAUGAACUCUCCCAACCCUCCCAGAGACUAGGCAAAACACUGGUGGAGAGUGGGACAAAGCUUAAUUCUGAAACUUUUAAACGUACCGGUUGGGCAUCAAGGACUCAAGGCUGCAGCAGUUUCUUGGCUCGUGAUUGAAGUGGAUAUGUUUUCGGGGCACUUUGUAUUGCUGGGAUUGUCUUUCUUUUUGUGUCAAACGGUGCAGGAGAAGGAAAGACUAAUUUCUCCACUUUGGGCAUUCCAUGGAACAAGAUAAACAGACCGUACUAAACUGAAAGAAUUAUGAAUUGGAUGGAUUUGAGUUAGGAUUAUGUCUGUUGUAUUUUUCCAAUGUUCAUCAAUAAUAAAUGAAAUUAUUUUGCUUUUAAGACCAAAUCCAGAGAAUAUAUUAACAAGGGACAGUCAUACAGUGCCUUCAGAAAGUGUUCACACCUUUUGACCUUUUCAAAAUGUUGUUGUUACAAAGUGGGAUUAAAAUGGAUUGAAUUAUCAUUUGUUGUCAACGAUCUAUACAAAAUAGUAAUUUCUAGGUGGAAGAAAAAUAUUCUGGAAAAAUAUGAGCAAUAAAACACUAAUAUACCUUGAUUAGAUAAGUAUUUAUAUUCCUGAGUCAAUACAUGUUGUAAUCAACCUUGGCAGUGAUUCCAACUGUUAGUCUUUCCUGGAUUGUAAAAUUAUAAAGUUGAAUUCUUUGACAUUUUUUUGCAGUUUUACUUGCAUGCAUGUUAUGGAAUAUUUUUUAACCUUUAUUUUAACUAGGCAAGUCAGUUAAGAACAAAUUCUUAUUUACAAUGACGGCCUAGGAACAUGACGGCAGAACAGGGGCAGAACAACAUAUUUUUACCUUAUUAGCUCGGGGAUUUGAUCUAACAACCUUUCGGUUACUGUCCCAACGCUCUAACCACUAGUCUACCUGCCGCCCCAGGUACAGGCUUCCUUCUUUUCACUCUGUCAUUUAGGUUAGUAUUGUGGAGUAACUACAAUGUUAUUGAUCCUCAGUUUUCUCCUAUCACAGCCAUUAAACUCUGUAACUGUUUUAAAGUCUCUUUUGGCCUCAUGGUGAAAUCCCUCUACGGCAACUGAGUAAGGAAAGACGUCUGUAUCUUUGUAGUGAUACACCAUUCAAAGUGUAAUGAAUAACUUCACCAUGCUCAAAGGGAUAUUCAAUGUCUGCUUUUUUAUUUUGACCCAUCUACCAAUAGGUGCCCUUUGCAAGGCAUUGGAAAACCUUCCUGGUCUUUGUGGUUGAAUCUGUGUUUGAAAUUCACUGCUCGACUGAGGGACCUUACAGAUUAUUGUAUGUGUGGCGUACAGAGAUGAGGUAGACAUAAAAAAAGCAUGUUAAAACACUUAUUGCAACUUAUUAUAUGACUUAUAAAGCAAAUGUUUACUCAUAGACUGUAGGCUUGCCAUAACAAAGGGGUUGAAUACUUAUUGAUUCAAAACAUGUCAGCUUUUCAUUUUUUUGUCAUUUCAAAAAACGUUAUUUAACUUGACAUUAUGGGGUAUUGUGUUUAGGCCAGUGACACAAUCUCAAUUUAAUGUAUUUUAAAUUCAGGCUGUAACACAACAAAAUGUGGAAAAGGUCCAGGGGUGUGAAUACUUUUUGAAGGCACUCUACCUUGUAUAUGUUGGUGCAGUGGUCAGUUAUUUCAUUCAUAUUACAAUCUCCUUGUAAAUACAGUUAAAUUUAUAAAUAUGAAUAUAUAUUUACACAGCACUCUUUAUUUUUAUUACCAUGUUUUUUAUUUUCUUUUUGUACAAGGAAGCUUAUGUUUGAUCCAUUUGGGUAUAGUCCAUAAGGGGAGUUGGUACAUGAAAAUAACUAUAUUGUAUUAAAUAUUACUUGGCCAGUUUUUGCUAUUUCUACAUUUGUCAGCUUUGCUUUUUUACCAUUAAUCAAUUGGCUGCUUAACCACUAGUGGAAACAUAUGUAUUUUCUAUCAAUCUUUUCAGGUCCAAAUGGUUUUUCAUGACAACCUGCAAUACAGCGUUAUUCUUAGCUCAAUGUCUGCAGUUGGUGUCGAUCAGAGACACCAGCAAUGUUCCUUUUACUAAACUCCAUGCUGUAGUUGUGCGUGCAUACAUAUGUUUAAUGUCUGAAGUGUAUGCUUGUGUACUUGUACGUUGUGGGAGUGUGCGUGUGAGGGUUUAGUCUUUUAUGUACCUCUUCCCAUUCAUGAUCUGUCGUUUAUUUUAAGUAUGAUCACAACUGUAAAGAUUUCUAGUUGUUAACCAUGCUUAUUAAAAAGAACCAGAAUUCUAUGCUUUAGAUAACACCAUGCACUUUCAUUGUGCAUGCCUGCCAUGUAAUGACCGUAUCCUCUUCAUGCUUUAACAGGAGGUCCGUUUGUUUUCAGGGAUCUUCUGAUAAAGGUUUGCAGAGCACUUAUGUCGUCGUAAAAGAAUUACAUUAAAUAAAAUGCUAUCGAAAAAAACAAAUCAAUAAAGCUUUCAGAGUUUGAAAGGACUUAAUAAACAGGUGCAUAAAUA